This is a messenger RNA of Glossina fuscipes, 1165 nucleotides long. RefSeq names its product death-associated protein 1. The coding region runs from base 662 to 952 and encodes 96 amino acids. NCBI's taxonomy places the organism in Eukaryota, Metazoa, Arthropoda, Insecta, Diptera, Glossinidae. The transcript has 3 exons. Gene Ontology annotation, molecular function: death domain binding. The record is from RefSeq and is a predicted model, not a curated record. Gene Ontology annotation, biological process: cellular response to amino acid starvation; apoptotic signaling pathway; negative regulation of autophagy.
UUUUUUAAGUGCUUUAAUAAGUCAAUUUUGCACAUUUUUAGCAAUAGCAAAAUUUCCGCAAAUUGAGUCAAUUUUCUCGGAAAUUGCUUAUGUUCAAGUUCAACAUAAAAUGUGAAAAAAUGUAAAAGAUAUUUUUUGGUAUUUGGUGAAAAAACAUUCAAAACAAAUGGACAGCUGACUUUCAAACCGAAGAAAAAAUCUACUUGCUUAUAAAGAGACGCUUCGGCAUGAUUUACGGACGUUGCUAAGUAAUGCGAUUGUUGUGUCCAUUUAUUUACUUUUGUAUUUGACUACUCUUUCAAAUUAUUUUACAUAUCAGAUAUACUCCUUAAACAUUUCAAAUAAAAAGUAUUUUGUGUAACAUUUUAAUAAAAAAGUCUUUAAAUAAACCUAUUUCGUUUACAAUUGUAAAAAGGUAUUUUCACUACCUCCUGAAAGUACAUUUUUCAAAUUUAUAAGAACUAUGUUAUCAUUCGUGAAGAAGUUAAGGAAAAAGUAAAGAAAAGAAGAAAGAGUGUAUCACUCAUACAGUUAAAAAGUGUAGUCGUGUCAUUGCACAAAGACUUUAAAAAACAAUAACUUCUAAUUUUUAGUCGUUAAUGACCAACUAAAUAAAGAGGAAAAAUCGAUUAAAACAAACCUGCUGCAGUUAUCGUCCAAAAUGGCUGAUGAGCAAGUAAAUCUAGUAGCUGGGCAUCCGCCUGCAGUCAAAGCUGGUGGCAUGCGUAUUGUGCAACAUAAACAACCGACCAUUGAACGUCUUCCAAAGGAUGCCGAGGACUGCACAGGCCUAACACAACCUGUUGUCGUUAACGUAAUGUCCGUAAGCGGUGCUCCCGUCAAAGGAAAUAGCGAUUACACUCCACAAGCAGCGCAAGUGGCCCAUUCUCCAAAACCCCCUUCACAUAUACUUACCAAGCCGCAAAUUAAUAUUCAACAGCCCCGAAAGUGAAAUACACUUCUGGAAUAAUUCUGCGAAAUUUUCAAAAUAGUACGCAUUCCUUUUUCUGAAGAAAGUUCUUAUUAUUGUAAUAUAAAAAAUUAGGCAAUUGCAUUUCUUUUCAAAUUCUAUAUUUGACUGUACUUCAUGUUAUCCUAGUUUAUGUGUGAAAUGCCGUUUGUUGAUUAAGUAGAAGACACUCUAACUAAUAAAUGAAAACUUUUA